This is a messenger RNA of Vespula vulgaris, 1404 nucleotides long. It is a transcript of the gene Urm1, whose product is annotated as ubiquitin-related modifier 1. Gene Ontology annotation, molecular function: protein tag activity. NCBI's taxonomy places the organism in Eukaryota, Metazoa, Arthropoda, Insecta, Hymenoptera, Vespidae. The transcript is spliced from 5 exons. Gene Ontology annotation, biological process: protein urmylation; tRNA thio-modification. The coding region runs from base 121 to 372 and encodes 83 amino acids. Gene Ontology annotation, cellular component: nucleus; cytoplasm. The record is from RefSeq and is a predicted model, not a curated record.
GUUCAGAUUAGAAUGCCGCAUGCGUGCGCGCUUGUGUGUUUACGGAAGCGUGUUACUGGAAAGUGUGCGUCGAAAAAUUGAGAAAAGAGAGAAAAGAAAGGGAAGAGAAAAUCGAAAAAAAUGCCUUCCGAAGACAAAUCUCUUCCAAUAACAAUUGAGUUUGGAGGUGGUGCCGAGUCAUUGUUUGAUAAAAAGAAAAAACACGAGGUUAACUUACCUGCUGGCGAAUGGAAAUUGAAACGUUUAUUAUAUUGGAUAAAAGAUAACCUAUUGAAAGAACGACUGGAACUUUUUAUGCAAGAAGAUACCGUACGACCAGGGAUUCUCGUUCUCGUAAACGACACUGAUUGGGAAUUAUUGGAUAUAAAUUAAAGAGGAUAUCAGGAAGGAAGGAAGGAAGGAAGGAAGAAAGAAAGGAAGGAAGGAAGGAAGGAAGGAAGGAAAGAGAGGAAAUGAGGCUAAUCUCCGAUAUUAAUUUUUCUACCUCGUGCAAACAUCGAGGGUAAGGACGUAACGUGAAAGAAUUUAAUCUUUCCCGAUACGUUAUUUAGACUUCUAUUACUAUAGGUACCAAUACACAAACUAGCUACCGUUCAACUCUCACCACCAAAUUCCUUUGGCAGAUUUCUUUCGUCGGCGCUUAAACCACAUUUCAAAAGUUAAAUUGCAGUAGAUAUUCUCUUGAAGUAAUUCAUUUUCGUAACUUGAUUUUCAUGGAGAUUGGAUUCUUUUAAUUUUAUUUUUUUCUUUCUUCCGUGCGAUUCGAUAACACGACAAACGUUAAGGACCGAACGAAAAGACAAUUUCUUCUCUUUUUUCCUUUUUUCUUUACUUUUUUUUUUCGAUAGUAAUUACGAACGGAUUCGUGCGAGAGAGUGAGAAAGAGAGAGAGAUCUUUUUACUUCCUAUUGGGUCGUUCCUUCGUCCGAAUCGACUGAAUUAAUCAGGAGGAUUCAUAAUGGUCGUCGUAAUCGAGGAAAGAUCGUGUAAUUUUUAACGACGAGGAUAGAAGAUAUGAUUCGUUUUACUUAAAGUGGCUCUGGUAUUACUACUAGUCACAAAAAGCAUUAUCUCGUUAUCCCUCUUGUCGGUUUUCUCUUGUUAAGAAGGAGGAAGGCGUAAGUAGGAGGGUAGAGUAGGGGAGGAGGAGGAAAAGUGGAAAAGGAGUUGAAAAGUGUAAGUAACCGACAAGGAUAAUUUCUAUUUCUCGUUCGGUUUGUUCUUCGGAGUAUCCUAACACGUUACCACGCUUUCUUCGCAAGGAGAAAUGCUGUAAAGUAGAUCGCGAAGAUAAGACAAAUUGAAAGCCGAACAGAUGCCGAGAGAAGAUGCCCAAGUGGCAUCGUUGGGUGUUGCUAGGCUACUAGUUCCUUUCUAUCGAUGAGUGAAAAAGAGAGGAAAAGA